Molecule: messenger RNA, 7863 nt
Organism: Triplophysa dalaica
Lineage: Eukaryota; Metazoa; Chordata; Actinopteri; Cypriniformes; Nemacheilidae
Gene: pcdh7b
Product: protocadherin 7b
Exons: 3
Coding region: 785-4507 (1240 amino acids)
Biological process (GO): homophilic cell-cell adhesion
Cellular component (GO): plasma membrane
Molecular function (GO): calcium ion binding
Source: RefSeq, a predicted model, not a curated record
CGCGCUGGGCAGAGAGACGGUCCUCGCGCUGGAAUUUUAAUGACACAUUCCUAGCCUCUGUGCCGGGACUUUAACUCCUUUUCGUUUAGUUUUGUGGUUUGCCUUAACGUUUAACGGCACCGUGGCACUGCGGAGAUUUUUUCCCACUCUCUAAUGCAAGUGAGAGAAGUAUUAGACGUUGAGUGGACUGGAGAAAUCUGUGCGCUUCUGUGUACCGACAAGGCACACGGAGAGGACACAUCAUUUAUGGUUUAUAUCCGUGGCACACGGAGCGAAGAAGUUCGGCACCUGCGCUGAUAUUUUAGUAUUUGUUUCGUGCGGUGGGAUAUCAUCUCUGGGAGAGAGAGUUGGGAUCUCGGGAAACUGGAUUAAAAACGCGUUUCAUUGAUUUCGCAAUGGAUUGAAUAUCUGGCUUUGCUGCUUUUAAUGAAAAGACUUUCGGCGAUGUCAAGUCAUGGCAAAGACGGAGUAGUCUCAGCAAGUAAUUUCUGAAAUGUUUAUUUCAAGCGUAAAAUUUAAUGUAUUGCGUGAGAGAAAAGGACAUUUGUUUAAUGUCGUGAACAUUUUUGAAGGACAACCCGGAGGAAAAAACGGAACCUUAGAAGGAAAAAGACGAGAGAUAUGCGCAGUUCCUGACUUUGGUUAGCCGACCAGAGAGCUUUCCGGUCGUGGAAACACAUGCACUGAGAAACAGGCGAUUUAACCCAAGCAAGAAGGCUUUAUUUGUUAGCAAACGAAAAACUGUUAAUCGAAAUUAAUUUUGCUUAAAACCCCGCAAGGAAGAAUGAGGACUACAGGACUUGUGGACUGCUUAAGCUACUGCUUUCUUAUUUUGCAGCUGCUGAGUCAGCCCGCAGCCAAACAAGUGCUCCGGUACCGCCUGGCUGAAGAGGGUCCUGCCGACAUCCGUGUCGGCAAUGUAGCCGCGGACCUCGGCAUAACUGCCGGCAUGGAUGUGACUUUUACCCUCGAGUCCGGCUCCGAAUACUUUAAAAUCGACAACAUGACCGGUGACCUGAGCACGAACGAGCGACGGAUAGACCGCGAGAAGCUGCCGCAGUGUCAGAUGAUUUUUGAUGAGAACGAGUGUUUUAUAGAUUUUGAAGUGUCCGUGAUCGGACCCGCGCAAAGCUGGGUCGAUCUCUUUGAAGGGAAAGUGAUUAUUUUAGAUAUAAACGACAACACGCCGUCCUUUCCCUCUCCUGUUCUCACUCUGUCAGUGGAGGAGAACAGACCGAUUGGCACACUUUAUCUUCUGCCCACGGCCACCGACAGAGAUUUCGGUAGGAACGGAAUAGAGCGAUACGAGUUAAUUCAGGACAACGGGGAUAUCAGACGAAUCGGUACUUCAGGCACAGGCGGUGUUGACACUCACUCAGGCAAGCGGAGAUUUGACGAGGGCGCGAGCCGCAGCAGCGUAUUUGAACUUCAAGUUGCUGACACCACAGACGGCUUGAAGCAGCCGCAGCUUAUUAUCAAAGGCGCUCUGGAUAGAGAGCAGCGAGACUCUUAUGAGCUGACUUUGCGCGUUAGAGAUGGGGGCGACCCCCCACGAUCCUCACAAGCCAUUCUUAGAGUAAUGAUCACAGAUGUUAAUGAUAACACCCCUCGUUUUGAGAAAAGCGUUUAUGAGACAGACCUGCCAGAAAACAGCUCUCCAGGUGCACCCAUUCUCCAGCUCAAAGCGGGCGACACUGAUGUUGGGGUCAAUGGACAGAUUGAAUACGUUUUCGGGGCAGCCACAGAGUCAGUGAGACGUUUGCUGCGGCUGGACGAGAGCACUGGCUGGCUCAGCGUUUUACAUCGAAUCGACCGUGAAGAUGUGAGCCAGCUCCGCUUUACGGUCAUGGCACGUGACCGUGGUCAGCCCCCUAAGACUGACAAGGCAACGGUGGUCAUUAACAUAAAAGAUGAAAAUGACAACGUUCCUAACAUAGACAUAAGAAAAAUAGGACGCAUUUAUCUUAAAGACGGUGUGGCGAAUGUGGCAGAGGAUGUGAUUGUUGACACCCCCAUUGCUCUGGUCCAGGUCUCGGACCGAGAUAAAGGACAGAAUGGUAUAGUGACGUGCACCGUAGUGGGCGACGUUCCCUUUCAGCUCAAACCAGCGAGUGAAGUCGAGGGUGAAAUGAAUAAAAAGAAGUACUUUCUCCAUACGUCAGCACUUCUUGAUUAUGAAGCAGUGCAGGAGUAUAAUGUGGUCAUUGUUGCCGUUGACUCCGGGAGUCCUAGUCUCUCUAGCAACAAUUCACUAAUAGUGAAAGUGGGGGACAUGAACGACAAUCCACCAGUUUUUAGCAAAAGCACAGUUGAAGUUUCAUUUCCUGAGAACAAUGCGCCUGGUGAGCGUGUGGUCACAGUCGUGGCCUUAGAUGCAGACAGCGGCAAAAACGCAGAGAUCUCAUACUCCCUGGACUCCUCCGUGAGUGGAAUAUUUUCCAUUGAUGCCGACACUGGUGACAUCCGUGUCAACACCAUACUUGACAGGGAACAGACGGAGAGGUACGAGUUCAAAGUUAUCGCCAAAGACAAGGGCAUGCCUGUUCUGCAGGGCUCAGCCACAGUGGUCAUCCUGGUGGCGGAUAAAAAUGACAAUGAACCAAAGUUCAUGCAGGAUGUCUUCACUUUCUACGUAAAGGAAAACCUGCAACCCAACAGUCCCGUUGGCAUGGUAACUGUCAUGGAUUCUGAUAAAGGACAAAAUGCAGACAUGAGUCUGUACAUUGAGGAGGAAGAGGAUAUUUUCUCCAUUGACAACAAUACAGGCACCAUUUACUCCACCAUGGCUUUUGACAGAGAGCAGAAAACCACGUAUUCGUUCCGUGUCAAAGCUGUUGAUGGAGGUGAUCCGCCCCGGUCUGCUACGGCCACGGUGUCGAUUUUUGUGAUGGAUGAAAACGAUAAUCCACCCACUGUUACUUUUCCUAUGAAUAGCUCAUAUACUCUUCUCCCCCCUUCUAGCAAUGUGAGAACAGUGGUCAGGACUGUUUCGGCGACCGAUACUGACACAGGAGUCAACGCUGAUCUUAGCUACAGCAUAGUUGGCGGCAAUCCAUUUAAGUUGUUCGAAAUUGAUGCGGUGACUGGCGUGGUCUCAUUAGUUGGCAAACUAGAACAGAAACAUUUUGGCCUGCACCGUCUUGUCGUGCAAGUAAAUGACAGCGGAGUUCCAUCACAAAGCACCACCACACUGGUGCACAUCUACGUCAACGAAACGCUCUCCAACUCUACCAUCGUGGAGGGGCAGAUCGCCAGAAGCCUUGGUACGCCGCUCAAUGCCGACAUCGCUGGUGACCCCAACUAUGACUUAGGAAAGCAACGCCUUAGCAUUGCCAUCGGUGUGGUAUCGGGCAUCAUGACAGUCAUACUUAUUAUCCUUGUAGUAGUUAUGGCCCGCUACUGCAGACCCAAGAACAAGAACGGCUACGAGGCAGGAAAGAAAGACCACGAGGACUUUUUCACACCUCAGCAACACGACAAAGGCAAGAAACCCAAGAAAGACAAGAAUAAGAAAAAGUCAAAGCAACCUCUAUACAGCAGCAUUGUCACCGUUGAAGCAUCUAAGCCGAAUGGCCAGCGCUACGACGGUGUUAACGAGAAACUCUCAAACAGUCCAGGAAUGGGCCGCUACAGGUCGGUCAACGGCGGCCCCGGGAGCCCUGAUCUGGCCCGGCAUUACAAAUCCAGCUCACCUCUACCCACUGUUCAGCUGCACCCACAGUCACCCACGGCGGGGAAAAAGCAUCAAGCUGUUCAGGACCUGCCACCAGCUAACACUUUUGUGGGCACUGGAGAUAACAUAUCCAUCGGAUCAGACCACUGUUCUGAGUACAGUAGCCAAACCAUCAACAAGUACAACAAACCACCGUUCCGCCGAGUGACCUUCUCGGUGGUGAGCCAGCCCCAGGACCCGCACCAGGGCUCGCUGCAGAGCUGCUACGACAGCGGUCUGGAGGAGUCGGAGACGCCCAGCAGCAAGAGUUCGUCAGGCCCCAGACUAGGUGCCCUUCCUCUACCUGAAGACGCCUAUGAGAGGACUACGCCCGAUGGCAGUGUCGGUGAGGCAGAGCAUAUGGAAAAUGACUCUCGGCCCCUGCCUGACGUAGCUAUGACGGGAAAAUGCACCCGGGAGUGUGACGAAUACGGCCACUCGGAUGCCUGCUGGAUGCCCGUGCGCACCUCGCCUGAACGCAGACCCAAGGCCACCCCUCCCAAACUCUCCACCUUCAUGACCUCCCCCGGGAGCACCGUCGCUGACCAGCCCGGAAGCCAGGAGACGCUGGCCGUCGCCAGUGGCGACCCCUCGCACCUGCUGGGCGACCGCAACCGCAAUCUCCUUAACAAGAAGAUGGCCUCCUCUUCCUCAUCCUACGACACGUUCAGCUCAGCCGGAUUUUCCGCCAGCGAGGAAACGUCUCGCCCGACAGAGGAGAUUCCGCUGGCGCCCACAGGCGAAUACAAGCCGACGCAAUGCGGAACUCUCACCAGGCGAGAGGUUUACCUGUAAACAACACACAGCGGCUAACAGGGGACAACAACAGUGACUCAGCAUGGUCAGAGAUGCUGUUAGCAAAGCAAACCCUGAUGCAAAGCAACAUGGAUUUUCCUUGAACCGCUUGCACUUAAUUUGAGCUAGUGCAACGCCACCCUAAACGUUAACUAGAUCUUUGAGUAAAAAACGCGGAAUUACAUGUUGUAAAUGUGUGUGAGAAGGAUGAGAUGAAGAGGGGGAAGUGGCGAAGGUGGAGAGACGGGAAUGCUACUUUGCUGCUAGCGUUUCGGGCCCCGUAGACUUCCCCAAAGUGCUGCCUGGUGUCUGUAGACCUCUUUAUAAACAUGCAUGCAUUUCCCCUUGAGAGUGUGUGCCCAUUGAAACGGAUCUGGACUUUUUUACCAUUGCUGUGGACUGAAACCAAUGAGGUUCUGUCUUUUAAUCUUUUUGUUUUUGUGAGUGUUUUUAUGUGGAUGUAUUAUGUCGAUAUGCAAUCAGUCCAUGUACUGAACUAUCCACUCUGGACAAACCGAUCACAUUAACCAAGACAAAAAAAGACGAGCCAAGGAAGGACGAAAAUCAUCCCAUGAUGAUGAGUGUUGGCUUUAAUAGAAGAGUGUUUGUGGUCGGGCAUCACGAUCAUUGACUUUAGCCUUUUACGAGGGUUUUGUAGAUAAUGGCGCAAGUGAACGGCGAUCACGCUGUAAACUGCAAACUUACAGCGCAGGAAGCAAGUUUACCUGUGUGCCUAACUUCACAUUCUGUACACAAAAAGGAACACAAACUCAGACAAAUUCAGUAAUGCACGCUUGUCUCAUGUCGGUGAGGUAUUGUACAUAUAUAUACUGUAAACGUACUUCGGACACAUGCAUUGAAACCAUAAGCGAUAUGUUUUCAUCUCGCUCAUCCGUCCUUUCUCAGUAUACCUCUGGAAAUAGAGAAAGGUUCUUUACGUCCUUGAGAUUGUGAGUUAUUUGCCUGAAUGCCAUGGAUAUGUGUAAUUGUGGUUGUUCUGUUCACCUUUCUCUCUAAGUGUGUGAAACUAUGCUAAGUUCUUUAUUUUUUGGUGUCGAAAUGGCCUCGGAGGCCCUUGCAAACACACUCGAAAUAGAUCCACGUGUUGUAAAUACACAUGAUCCCAUAAAGCCACAGGAACACUAUUUGGAUAUGCUGCUGGGGUGAAUUAGUCUAAUAAUACUGCCCUGCUGAAAAGCUUGGGCUGGCCCUGUGUAACAUUCUCGCAGAAUGAAUGUUAAAUAGAGCAAUAAACUCAUUCAACAGAUUCACUUGAUCCCGCACAUUUCGAAAGAGUUACCAACACGUGUCCCUCGGGUCAUUCGUAGCAGUCGGAGUGAACUACAUGGACAAUCACAGAAAAACGUUAGCGACUGCAGGAGCGAUGGCAAUGCAACGCAUGUCGCCGCUCUAUAACCAAAGUAUUGGGAACAACUUGACGUAUGAUGGCUCGAACAACUUGGAAAGGUCCUGCAAAGCUCCUGGUUGCGUUACGCGUCGCUUUAAUUACCUUCAAAACACAUUUUGGUACAAUGUGGGGAAGCGGGAAGGAAAUUCGAAAGAAAUUUGAAAGUAUGAAAACACAUGCACACAUAUACAUGCAUCAUGGGCCUAUCCCUUACAACGUUUGAAGAACACAUUUGCAAGAAAACUAGGCAUCUUGCUUUUAAAACCCGUGGUAAAUUAUUCAGAUGCAAUCGAUAUUUUUUGUAUGUUAAUGAUUCCUUCAGUUUGAAUGGACUGCCUUUCAUGCAGGUUCCGAAUCUGUAGUCUGUAUGUACUACUCGUGUUUAAAAGAAGUGCUAUGAUGCUUACAAACUGUAUACAUAGAUAUGUACUUUUUAUUGCACGUUUAAAGGGAAUCUACACUUACUAUGAAGCAAAAAGUAAAAAAAAAAAAAAAAUCAAACUAUCAUACCCUGUGAACAGGGAAGUCCAUUGCUUGCAUUUGUUACAUACAUUGUAAUAUGACUGUGUAUAUUGAUUUGAUGAGGAUGAAAAAGCAACACACUCAUCAGUUAUUUACUCAUUGGUGUUAGUGUCAUUUCAUUUUGUUAUUUAUAUAAUUCCUUUACAGCAGCUGUACUUUAUCCGUCGGUUCUGUAAUGUUUAUAUAAUUUUCCCAAGAACGCAGUCGUACCUUUCUUUAUAUAGAAAGUGAUUUGUAAAACUCAAUUCCACGAUUCAAGAGGAUUCUCACUUACCUUAGAUCUCUGUUUUAUGUCUGUGUUCAAAUAUACGCCUGCUCACGAUGAAUCCCUCUUCAGAACUCAUCCAUCAUAGCUUUCCCUUUUCGUCCCUGUGCCACUUUGUAUAUGUAGUGCUUCUGUAAAAAAAGACAAAAAAAAAUCAAAACAAAACUAUAGAGUGAAUGCAAAAUAUGCAACUGUGCCUUUUUAUACCAUAAUUGGUAUGACUCGUUGGUUUUAACCAGUAUGAAACCAAUUGUAUUGAGAUGCUUUCUAAAAGUGGAGAAAGAGUACUUUAUGCUGAAUCUACAGUCCUGGCAAUUUUACUAUGAUAGACUUUCAAAUAACAAAAGCUUUUCUCUUGUGGCUUCUUUAAGUAAGCUCAGUCAAACUUUGUGAAGUAUAUCUACGAGUUACAACUGUACAUGUCACAGGUGAUACCCUGGUAUAUCCAUCCAUUUCAAAGUUAGCAUGGUCACAACUGCGAUUUAUACAGUUAGGAUGACUUUAGUGUUCAACGAAAAUAUAGGUAGGGACGGCAAUGCAGAAAAAACACAAUAUUAAGUCUAUUGGGGAUCAAACAUAAACGCUUUGAGACACACGGUUUUCCUAGUAUAAAGAGCUAGAAGAAAGCACCAAAGGUUUACCAAUGGGACACGUACCUCAGAGGGAUGCAAGAGAUGUGCAGUUAAUAUCAGCUCAUUACAUUUGAGUACAAUACUGUAUCUACACAUUUGCAUCCACAUAUUUGGAAACUCUCUGUCUCUAAAAUUCCCAAACAAACAAGACAUUUUAUUGAAAGAGGUGGAAUACAUAUGCGCCCUCUGAGGUGUGUGUUCCUCAAGCAUUCAACUUAGAAGAUAUAAGACUUAAGUUGUAGCGCUUAGGUCAUAGGACACGUCACAAAUAAUGAAAAAAGAAAUUGUGAUUCAAAUCAUACUCUAUUUGUCCUUUGACUUGGAUGUUGAUGUAGAAUUGAGGAUCGAGUUUAAUCAUUGUUUAUUAGGAGUCACUAUGCACGCAGCUUAGCUGAACAUGGCAAAUGUACUGAGCGCAAGCCCACCUCUAUUUAUGAUCUAUUUUACAUAUUUUUUGCUUUUGUACAGCUAUUUCUGUAAAUAAAUUGCUUGUCAUUUUUGUCUCUGCAGAAAUUAAAAUAUACCAUGA